Molecule: messenger RNA, 686 nt
Organism: Phragmites australis (common reed)
Lineage: Eukaryota; Viridiplantae; Streptophyta; Magnoliopsida; Poales; Poaceae
Product: protein PYRICULARIA ORYZAE RESISTANCE 21-like
Exons: 2
Coding region: 147-686 (179 amino acids)
Biological process (GO): regulation of defense response to fungus
Molecular function (GO): metal ion binding
Source: RefSeq, a predicted model, not a curated record
ACCUGAUGAUUCAUCGGAUCUUAUCUUAUUUGAUCUGAAUGUUUUCUUACUUGCAUAUUUAUUUAUCUCCUAUUAACUGAGUUCCUUGGUAUUUUAACAUGUCGCCUUAGUCCCUUUGGCAGUCACGCAGUCGAAAAACUAAUAUCAUGGAGUUCACGCAGGUGUCCACCCUGGUCAUCACACUCAACCUUUCAUGCUGCUGCUGCUUCACGAAGAUCCGGAAAACUCUAUGCAAGCUGCAAGAGAGCGAGGACAUCCGCGCGAUUUCGUACGACAAGAAGCAGGGGACGGUAACGAUCUCGGGCACCUUCGAUCCACUGGUGCUCCCCUGCAAGCUCCGCCGCAAGGCGGGUUGCGUGAUCAGGGAUAUCCGCCUCGAAGAGAAGAGUAUGCCAUGGAUGCCAGAAUACAAGGCUGAACCCAAGUUCGCACCACUACCACGACGAGGGCAGCAAUCUGCCGUGCCGACGAAGCCGCCCACGCCAGCGUGCCUCCCUGCCCAUGCUCCGGCGUGCUGCUGCGGCGCCUGCCAGUGUGGGGGUUGCAGCUACCACUGCUGCUGCUCGGCGUUUGCGUUCAUGAACGGUGCAGUGCCUGCGCCGCCGUGCUACGGGGCGUCGUAUGGAGGUUGCUCAAAGAUCCAAAUCACCUGUGAGGAGUCGUCUCCAGCUUGCAGUAUCAUGUGA